UGUUAUUUUCGUGUAUAGUUUAUUUAAAACAAAGCAUGAAAUGACACAUAAAACGUUUUUAAAACAAAUACAGUUUAGUUUAUCGUAAACGUCUUAUUGUAAAUAGAAGAUAAAGAUACUUGGUAAACCAUGCCAUGCAAUGACACUUCAAGUUUGAAGUGAAAUGACUAAGGGGGAAACAUGCAUGGUGGAAACACCUGGGGCCCGAAACAUCCGACGACAAUAUUAAAUAGAUGUUGCUCGUAUUUAUAAUUUGGACACUGUUAUAAGUUUUAUGUUUAAUCAACAACAUAUUAUUUGCAUAGUUCUUCCAGGAUUCCCAGCUCAAUGCAGCGGUUACUCAUUUUGUGAAUGUUGACCAAAAGCCUUAACACUGUUUAUAUGUCUCCCGGUCUAUACUGGGGAACAUAUUGUUUUUGCCCUGUCUGUUGGUUUGUUGGUUUGCAUCAAAUUUUAACAUUGGCCAUAACUUUUGCGAUAUUGAUAUUUGCCACUUGAUAUUUGAGUUUGACGUGCAUGUGUAUCUCAUGGAGCUGCACAUUUUAAGUGGUGAAAGGUCAAGGUCUUUGUUCAAGGUCAAAUGUCAAUUACAUGGGCGACAUAUUGUUUUACAAACACAUCAUGUUGUUUUUUAUUCUGAAUGUUCACUGUCAAUGGAAAUAUUUUUGCAGAAGGAAACACUACAUUAUCAUGAGUAUUCAUACAUUUGUACAUGUAUCAAUAUAGAUAAUGGGCAUGAUUGGGAUCCAGAGAGGCAGAAAAUCAAAACCCAAAACCAUUUUUCUGCCUUUGUGUUCCUCGUUUCCAUCGGUCAGGUUCUUUUCUGCCAAUCAACAGAGGACAAGAGGUCGUCCUGUGUAUGUAAUUUCUCGAGAACAGCUGGAAUUCUUCAUUGAAGCUGGCUUUACAAGACGACAAAUGGCAGAUCUUCUGCAUGUGUCUGACUCAUCGGUCAAGCGAAGGCUUAGAUCCUUUGGUCUAAAGCUGAGGCAGACAUACUCGGUGCUGUCAAAUAAUGCAUUAGAUGAUCUUGUUCGAGAAGUGACCCAAGGGAACCCGUCCCUUGGUCAGAGAAUGGUUCAAGGCCUGCUGCAGAGCCGAGGACAUAGAGUUCAGAGGCAGAGAGUUGCUGACAGCCUAAUACGAGUUGAUGCCGCAGCAGUGGCUUUGAGAUGGUGUCAUUCCAUAAGACGACGGGUCUACAAGGUUGCAGCACCAAAUUCAUUGUGGCAUAUUGAUGGAAACCACAAGUUAAUCAGAUGGGGCUUUGUCGUCCACGGUGGGAUUGAUGGAUACUCGAGACUGUGUGUCUUCCUGAAAGUAUCCACCAACAACCGUGCAACCACGAUGACGAAAGCCUUCAUAAAUGGUACUAGGCAGUAUGGUGUACCUUCCAGAGUGAGAUCGGAUAAAGGUCUGGAAAACACAGGAGUUGGAGCCUUCAUGAUAUCCUAUCGAGGCCCUGGUCGUGGAUCCUUCAUUACUGGGAAGAGCGUCCACAACCAGAGGAUCGAGCGGCUCUGGAGGGACAUGUAUUCUGCAUGUACCAAUGUGUUCCACCAGCUCUUCCAACAUCUAGAGGAGACGGGUCGCUUGGACCUGAGCUCCGAAGUACACAUGUGGUGCUUACACCUGGUGUAUGUUCCACUCAUUCAGCGGGCCUUAGACCGCUUCCGUGACGGAUGGAACUGCCACAGACUGAGUGAGGAGAGGGGCAGAACACCCACCCAGCUUUAUCUGCAGGGCAUGAUAGAGCAUGCAGGACGUGGUCAUCGAGGGGUUGAUGACAUGUUCUUUGAACCUCAGGAGGAACAACUGAGUGUCUCAGAGGAAGACUAUGGAGUAGAUGAGGAAGCUCCUGUAGCCUCAGCAAAUGACGAUGAGCUACAGGUGUCCUCUGUUACAACACCCAUUGACCAUGAACAAAUGGCAGAACUAACUAAUAGAAUAAGACCCUUGGAUUCAGAGGAUGGUUUGGCUGUUGACUUGUUUGAACAGGCUGUGUCCUUUUGUUCGCAGGCAUUAAACAUAUAAUGACGUAUACUGAACAGUUCUAAGUGGUCAAUGGGUUGUAACAGAGGACACCUCUGGCUUCGUCGUUUUCUAAGUUUCAGUAGCUUCCUCAUCUACUCAGUUGUUCUUCCUGAGGUUCAAAGAACGUCAUCCACCCUCGAUGACCACGUCCCGCAUGCUCUAUCUUGCCCUGCGUGGUUGAACAAGUUGUCAUCCCCCCCCCAGAGGGUUAGGGGAUACAAACUUGCAAUCAUAUUCCCGCUUUCACACCUGUAAGCUAUCAUACACUUAGUGUUUGAUUGAUGUACCUAAUGUAUAUUGUUAUACAUAUGAACACCAGUAUGAAGUUUCCUCAAAGGACUAAUUUGUCGUACUUAUUUAGUAAAAAGUAAAUACAUGUUGAAUAUUAAAGUUUUGUAGCGUUUAAUUGAGGUUUAACUUAACAUAAUUUCUAAAAGAAUUAGUUGUUGUUUUUGCAUGGGAAUGUUUAAUUCCAAUUUGUAUACUCAAUUGAUGUAGAUUGCAGAGAGAAAAAAAAAGAUAACAAACACGAUCCAAAGUGUGACUUACUUAUCUGGUAGACAUUCACAGAUGGAUGUAAAUAAAAAUGCUGAAAAUGUGUUAUCUAUUCUGAUUUUAUCUGAAGAAUCAGGAAUAUU
This is a messenger RNA of Dreissena polymorpha, 2672 nucleotides long. RefSeq lists its product as uncharacterized. Lineage: Eukaryota; Metazoa; Mollusca; Bivalvia; Myida; Dreissenidae. Gene Ontology annotation, molecular function: nucleic acid binding. The transcript is spliced from 4 exons. The coding region runs from base 730 to 2034 and encodes 434 amino acids. Gene Ontology annotation, biological process: DNA integration. The record is from RefSeq and is a predicted model, not a curated record.